CACCUCUAUUUGUCAAAGUGUAAAAUAAGUGAAAACAAGGGAAGUUGUUUGCACCAACCCAUAAAUUUUCUGGAUAUUUUCCAUAAAUAUAAUUUAAAUUGAUACAAUAUCAACGCUAAGAAUGUUCUUUCCAUCGAUCACAACAAUUUUGGGCGUAGCAUUUAUGGCUUACAUAGCCCAUUCAAUGUGGGUCAUGGCGCAGUUGUUCACUACUCUACAAUGCUCCGGUCAGCCGUGCUUUACAUCGUUCCUUAGUGAGAAGCCACGAAUGCAAUUAGCUCUAUUCACAUCCACUAACUCCAAUCCCAUAUCAACUGAGGUGUCAACAAUCUUUAGCACCAAAAACUUGGACUAUAUGCAACCAUUUCAAAAUGAUUUCCAAAUUGAUGUUCCAUUGAAAACCCGGCGAAACGGAAGUCUUUACUUACAGGCGACGAAAUGCAUUUGA
Molecule: messenger RNA, 448 nt
Organism: Rhagoletis zephyria (snowberry fruit fly)
Lineage: Eukaryota; Metazoa; Arthropoda; Insecta; Diptera; Tephritidae
Product: cleft lip and palate transmembrane protein 1-like protein
Cellular component (GO): membrane
Source: RefSeq, a predicted model, not a curated record